GAAAAAGAUAGUAAAAGGAUCAUUAGAUGGAAAAUUAUCUUACAACAAUUUCAAUUUGAGGUUAAAUAUCGUAAAGGGAAGGCUAAGGCUAACGCUGACACUUUAUCAAGGAUUAACGAAUUACAGGCGCAAAACUCAUCCACCACAACAUCAUUAAUAGAUCAUGGAUAA
Messenger RNA from Funneliformis geosporum, 171 nucleotides. NCBI's taxonomy places the organism in Eukaryota, Fungi, Glomeromycota, Glomeromycetes, Glomerales, Glomeraceae. The record is from the annotation of a GenBank genome assembly.